This is a messenger RNA of Eriocheir sinensis (Chinese mitten crab), 2122 nucleotides long. RefSeq names its product carbohydrate sulfotransferase 14-like. Bases 264 to 1517 code for a protein of 417 amino acids. The transcript is spliced from 7 exons. Gene Ontology annotation, cellular component: membrane. NCBI's taxonomy places the organism in Eukaryota, Metazoa, Arthropoda, Malacostraca, Decapoda, Varunidae. Gene Ontology annotation, biological process: carbohydrate biosynthetic process. The record is from RefSeq and is a predicted model, not a curated record. Gene Ontology annotation, molecular function: sulfotransferase activity.
GUGUGUAAGGGCAGUCUAUCCCGUAGUAACGUCUACUCCCUGCUGCUGGCUGGUCUGUGUCUCCUGACUUCCUGAAGCUGUGGCGUCCCCUACUAGAAAAUUCAUAGAUCCGAGGGUUGUCACAUAGUAACUUUUUUGAAACACGAGAACUGUAAUUGUCGUCAGUUCUUGAAGUGUCAACGUUCUCCAGUGCAUCAUGCCCCGCUUGGUGAAUCGGAUAGAAAUUUCAGUCGCCCUCCGGUAGCUUUGGACUCGGCGACGGAAUGAAACGAAGUUUUCUCCGGCCAAGACUACUGACCAUUUCCCUCACCAUUAUUGCGCUUUUCCCAUGUUACUUUAUCGUGAAAAAAGAAUUUUCUCCCAGUGCUAAAUCAUGGAUUCUUGUCAACGUUUCGAGUAUUUCUAAUCCUUUUAUUCGCGAUGAAUCAAAAAUAACUGGAAAAAUAAUUACUGAGUCUAAGGACGAAGGGAGACGAGGUGUUACACUAAGUGAGGUCAGCGAUGAACUACGAGAGGACAGCGACACGCAGGGGCAAGGCGCCAUGCUGGGCGGUGGAGUGCCGGAAGGAAUGUCAGAGACCCCGCUGACCGGUUGGCCAUUAUUGCAGCAGCGAGCAAACGUGGUGCAGCGGGUGUGUCGCCGCUUCAGGGUUCAGCAUGCCCCGGCGAGAAGCGACGACGGGCCGCGGGCCACAACAGUGUCAGGGAACUACACGGAGUAUGUGUCACUAAAAGCAUUUCAAAUGAUCCGCUCUGCCUUCUCUCUUGCCUGUGUCAUCAACAAAGUGGCUUCAACAAGUCUAAUGAUGAGUUUCCUAAGAGUUGAAGGGGUUCCCCAGUACAUCACAGGAUCCCCACAUAUGCUUGCUGACCGUUUCCUCAAGCCCCAGACGGAGAGGGAACUUGCCUUUGCCCAGGACCACUUCUUCAAGUUCCUGCUUGUCCGACACCCCUUCGCACGCCUCCUCUCAGCAUACCGAGACAAGGUGGAGCAGGCAAACCACUGGUCACUCAAGGAGCUGCGGGAGCACAUAUUCCAGACCCUCGGCAAGACUCCCCAGUCCUACAAGAGUCACCAAAAAGUCCCUCCAAACAGUGGUGGUGCCGUCCCUACUUUCAGUGACUUCCUUCAAUACAUUUUGGUCACCAAUUAUACAGGGGAAGGCUUUGACUCCCACUGGGCUCCCUACUGGCACCUGUGUUCCCCCUGUGCCAUCCAGUAUGAUGCUGUGGCCAAGCUUGAAACAGCAGAUGUGGAUCUAAAGCUUAUUUGGCAGAAGAUUGGAAUACAUGAAGCAGCAAUCCCUUGGUUCAACCACAUGAGCCCGAGUAACACAAGCAGCACCACCAUCAACCCCUACUACCGGGCCCUGGAUCCAGCCCUCAUCGCCCGGGUGUACCGCUACUACUUCCUAGAUUUUGAAAUGUUCCAGUACAGUGUUCUGGAUGUUUUGAGGGAGGGAGGCCACUGCCAGGCACAUGACUGUUCUGAUAUGGUUUCUUAUUUUAGACAAUAGCUUUGGAAUAUGCAGGUGUGUGUCCAUACCAGACUCUCUAAAGAAUGCUGUGUUGAGGGAGGUAAAUUUUCAAGACUAGAUUUCUCUCAUUCAAAAGGAUAUUUAUCCAUACUCCAAUGAGAAAAAGACAUUUCUGACACUUUGAUGUAUUACUGUAUACAUAUGCAGUAAAUAUCUUGAUAAGCCACAGAGGAAGGACCUAGUCACAUAUUUAUUCCUGCACUAUGCAGUGAUUGCCACUUUUACUGAGCCUACAGCCUGGUUUGUACAGGCAGUGGUGAUGCUUUGUGAUGUGAGUGAAGUUGGAGGAAUAAUUGCUCAAUUAUUUUAUGGUAACAAAUCUUUCCCUAUUUUGAAAUCACCUGACCCGACUCAAUAUACAAACAAGGUUAGGUAUACCCUUCAAGUCUUUAAGAGGUCCUGAAAUUUUUUUAAAGUUAGUUACUAGUAUACUGUACUAGCUGCCACUGCAUUAUCAUAAUUUUUGUCUAUUUCAUCUCUAAUUUGUAACAUCAUAUCUUUCAUCCCCAAAUGGUACAAGUGAGACAAAGUGCUUUCUGUAAAUCUGUUAAAGGUUUUGAAAGUAAAAUAAAUGGAUGUCACAU